Colossoma macropomum (tambaqui) is the source of this 2099-nucleotide messenger RNA. RefSeq lists its product as uncharacterized. The coding region runs from base 177 to 791 and encodes 204 amino acids. The record is from RefSeq and is a predicted model, not a curated record. The transcript is spliced from 2 exons. NCBI's taxonomy places the organism in Eukaryota, Metazoa, Chordata, Actinopteri, Characiformes, Serrasalmidae.
AGCUUGUUUACCUGCUGCUUAGAUACUGAAAAGCUCUGAGCAAUUUGUGGGAGCUGACAGAGGAAACCGUACUCAUUUACAACCAUUCCAGGACUGAAGAAGAGUUUUGAAAUGGGUAUUACUUUCAUGUCUACCCAUCUUUGGAUUAGCAUUGAUUUAUUCAUUCCAAGCAGAUCAUGAACUUCCAUCAUCCUUACAUGCAUCAUUAUUAUGGUCCUAUGUUCUUGGUUGCUCCAAGGUGCGAGGAUCUAACAGCCACUCCCAGCCACAGUACUCCAGCGGCGACCAUCCUCACGGAGAACAUCAUAAGUCCUCAGGACAACGUCCUAGAAUACCACCAUUAUUAUGGAUCGACACCAGCUUUUCUACCCAGCCCCUGGUAUUUGUGUUACCCUCAUCUAUGUACACAUCCUCACCUAAACCUGCCAGUAAACAAGACCCCUCAAGGCAAUCCUCCUGACCCCCAGGAUGGCUCAUGGCCUGAAGGCUUCACAAUGAGAGGUGAGCUUCGCUGGGGGAUGCUGGAGAGAGUAUUUGGAGUCAGCCGGGAGCUUCCAGACUUUGUGAAAGAGGACCUGCGGCGCGUGUAUGGUACCUACCCCAGCACCGGUGUGAGCAUUAGCUAUCACAGAGGAGAAUUUGUGGUGCGGGGAGACCCGCGGGUAGGGGAACAGGAGUACCGGGUGGAGAAGAAGGUGGUCCGAAAAGUCGAGAGCCCACAUUAUGGGGAGAGUAUGAAUGAAAUUGUCAAAAAGGAAAAGAAGAAGAAAAAAAGAAAGAAAGAAAAAUGACCUAAUAAAAGGGCAAGGUUGUCCAUUGUUUUCUUUUUAUUUGUUGACUUUGUUUAUUUGUAUUUUGAAAAAAGUUGUAUUUUACUAGACAGAUUUUCACAGAAGUGGGCAGAAGCUUAUCAGUGAACGUGGGCCAGGAUUGUUGCGUCAUUUAUUUUGAACCCGAUAAACCUUUGUGUGCUUUGAGCCCAGUCAUUGUGUGUCGUUUCCCCAGAAAAGUAGGAAUCAUUUUUUAACUUAAAGUUAAAAAAAAUAUUGAUUUACUAUUUACUAUAAUUAUACAAAAUUAUGUAUAAAGUGUGUUUUUUAAAGCAAAUCAUACUGUUUUCACCUGUCUGCCUCGUCAAGUCUACACCAUUUCAUGUGGUUCGAGCGACAAAACAUAUCACACUAUACCUAUUUCAUAAUUUUACACUGUAUUUUAUCUCAGAUGAUUUCAUGGAUUGUCAUCUACUGCUGUGGGUGGUGAGUAUUCUUGGUAUGGUGUCCAUGACUUCCAGUUUCCAUGGAAUGAUCCUGAGUCAUUUACCAGGAGCCAGAGAUAAGACAUAUUUGUGGUCAGUGUGUGGGUGGACAUGUAACGUUUGCAUACUUUAACUCACAUUUCAUUACUGUACGCCUUCUUGGCAAUAGUAUUUGUACAUACAUGGACUUUGUCAAUAAAUGAAACAUUAUGUACAUGAUACACACUGUCCAGCAUCCAAAGUUUCCUCGUCUUGGUAGGAAAGUAUUGUAUCCAUGUGACAAGCUGUGUAAGAGUUACACUUUCAGGUGCCUUCUCCAUAAACGAGUACACCGAACGACUGACUGAAAAGGUGUGGUUCAAGUUAAGGAAGUUAGAAAAGUAAUGUGUGUGUAUUUCUAAGACCAUUUGACUAGCACACCCACUCACAUUCCCACUCAUAAAUGCAAAGUGUAUAUCUCACAGAAGUGCAGUGACUGUGAUAAACUGGUAAAAAUGAGAAACAGUACAGAAUUUGUUUAGCAAAUGUAUUAAAUUUCACUUUUACAAGCAUUUAAAGGCCAGCAUAUUUCUCAUGAAGGCCUACAACAACAACAGCAAAAAAAAAAAAAUCUUCACAAAACAUUUCCUUCAAAUAAGAAAAAAAUAAGAUCUCAAAACAUCUUAAUACACCAAAUCCAAUAUAGAUUGUUCAUCUAUAGAGAGGUUGAAGAUCGAGAGCACACUGCCAGAAGAACUGAGCCCAUAGAUGAGCUCCUCAUGACCACCAUCUAUGGAAUUCAGUUCUCAGGGCCAAGUGCUCAGGAGAACCGUAUAUCAGCCAAAGUUCUGGACUGUUAAGAAGA